CCAUGUUUGGCUUCACUUUUAGAUUAUGCAAUAUACUAGAGCGAGCCUUCCGUAUAUAGAGAGUUCACUGGCAUGCACACGAGGAAAUCUGACAAACUGGAGUACGCGGAGUAUGCCCAAAUUCGUCCUGCCCCGUGUGAACGUUGUCUAAAUGCGUAAAUUAUAGCGCGAAUGGGGCUCCUAUAGCUGAGCGGACGUAAUCCAACGGCAUCUACUGUGGCGACGGAAUCAGACUAAACCGGCAAUGAAUAACCACCCACGAUGUUCAGGCCAAGAAAGUGCCAUUUGGCCGGCAUAUUCAUGUUAUCAAUGUUGGGAAUAAUGUUCUACUUCCAUUUUCCUUGGGAUUAUAUUGAGGAAUCACUUUUAUCCGAAAGCCAACGGUUCCGAGAAACGAAAUCGGUCACAUCAGCCACAACAUAUGAACCGAAGGGGAUCGUAAUCAAUAAGCAAAUAUCGUUCCAAAAUUUCGAGGAUUCAAAGUCACUGGGAAAAACUAAAAAUAUCGAUGUCCUCGAAAUUCAAAAUAUUGUUAAGAUCAAAAGACGCAAGUACCGGUUACCGAAGAGAAAUCGGAGUUCUACUCAGUUUUGGAACAAAACAAUUGCUAGUAAAUAUUUGAUUAAUGUCUCUGACCACAGCUGUGAACCAUUAUACCCCCAGGUGGUACUUUACAACAGGAUAUUUAAAACAGCAAGUACAACUAUGACCUCGUUUCUUGAAAAUUGUAGUAAGAGCCUUAAUUAUGGAAUAUUGAAAGAAGCCACGGAAGAAUGGUCUAACCAAAGGAAAUCUCAUCCAAUACUGCAACGCAUUCAAAGCAAAGCGUAUCAGGAUCUACGAGAACGCAGACGUCACUUGGCAAUCUCUCAUUUUUACUUCAGGAUUAACUCGGGCCUUAAAAUGAAACAUACCUAUAUAAAUUUACUUCGUGAACCCGUAGAACGUUUCAUAUCUCAUUAUUAUUAUGUAAGAAGCCCAAAUCGUUGGGGGGAAAAGCUUCGUAAGUUGAAAGCUUUGGGUCAUUGGAAUGUGACCCUGGAACAAUGCAUUGAAAAUCAGUACGAAGGUUGUAAAUGGAACACUAUGACCAGAUUCUUUUGCGGACCAGAUACGUUUUGUCAGAACGGAACCAGCCAAGCCUUGUCGCAAGCGAAGGCCAACAUGUUUCGUUAUUACUGCAGUAUUGGUUUAGUAGAAUAUUUAAAUGAGUUCACGGCUGUUUUGCACAAACGUUUGCCAAACUUUAUCUCAAAAUAUCACAAGAUAAUAGGCAAGAAAUUCGUAACAGUCGGUGUCGAGAGGAAACCAAUUAGUGAUAGUGUCAUGGCCAAACUAAGAAUGGUUAACAAUGCAGAUAUUGAACUGUAUAAUUACGCCAAAACUUUGUUCCUUAAACAAGCCGAGCAAUGUGGAAUAAAAAUAAAAUGAACGUCUUCCAAAUUAAUCUGACAUUGGAAGAGGCCGGGUGAAGUCGAAGUGUAGUAAACAACUUCUAUUUUUUUAUAAUGCAAGUUGUCUUCUGAGCGAUCCAGGAUAUACUCACCCGUUCCCUAUUAAUGUCUGUCAUCUUGCGCGAGUAAUCUUUGUAUUAUUUCCUCACAUGUCGCCCCAUGGAUGUUGCAUUUCCGCAGCUCGUUACUGGGCUUUUUCCCUCGGUCUUAAUUAAGAUUGAAAAAAACCAAACACGAGUUUGGGAUAUUUUGAGCUAGGGGUUACAAUUACCCCUAGCCAUUUUAUUAAUAAAAUGACGUAAUAUUUAUUAACUUUAACAGAACUGAU
Molecule: messenger RNA, 1782 nt
Organism: Dendronephthya gigantea
Lineage: Eukaryota; Metazoa; Cnidaria; Anthozoa; Malacalcyonacea; Nephtheidae
Product: heparan sulfate 2-O-sulfotransferase 1-like
Exons: 5
Coding region: 262-1431 (389 amino acids)
Cellular component (GO): membrane
Molecular function (GO): sulfotransferase activity
Source: RefSeq, a predicted model, not a curated record